Trematosphaeria pertusa is the source of this 792-nucleotide messenger RNA. Its product is annotated as phosphoglycerate mutase family protein. The transcript has a single exon. The coding region runs from base 5 to 673 and encodes 222 amino acids. Gene Ontology annotation, molecular function: phosphatase activity. Gene Ontology annotation, cellular component: cytoplasm. The record is from RefSeq and is a predicted model, not a curated record. NCBI's taxonomy places the organism in Eukaryota, Fungi, Ascomycota, Dothideomycetes, Pleosporales, Trematosphaeriaceae.
CGCCAUGGCAUCAACAAUCUAUCUCGUCCGCCACGCUGAAUCCGAACACAACGUCUCUAAAGAUUUUUCUCAACUGGACCCGCCCUUGACCACUCUCGGUUACGCCCAAGCUUCUGAGCUGGUCAGCUUGUUCCCCCAUCCAGAGCGCAUCGCAGCAAUUCUCAGUUCUCCACUUCGACGCGCCAUCCAAACCUCCCUCGCGGGUUUUCCUCAUGUGCUUGACAAACGAUACUUCGACCCAUCCUCGGACUUUGGUGUGGAGAAUGGCGUUGAGCUCACUUUAGAGCCCGACCUGCAGGAACGAAGCGCGCUGCCUUGCGACACCGGCUCAGAGCGCCAUGUAUUGGAGAAAGAAUUCUUGAACUUGGGUUUGGGGGGAUUGCGUGAGGACUGGCAGGCUAAAGCAGGGCAAUACGCAGCAGAUGACGAUUCAGUUACGCUGAGAGCGGCAAGGAUGAGGGAGAAGCUUAAGCAACUGGAUGUGGCUUUGCGUGGCGACGACGAGAGGAAAGAUAUUGUUGUCGUCACCCAUGGUGUGUUCAUGAAAUUUUUGUCUGGUGAAGAGGAUAUCGAUUUGCCCAAAGCUAGAUGGAAAUCUUACACGAUCAGUAACGACACAGAAGAUAGGGCAAUACUUACGCCGGUUAAGGAAUGCGAGAAUCAUAGCCUCUGAGGCACAUGUACUCUCUAAAACUCUAAACAGCAAGGUAGGCUUCCUAGCUUGAUAUGAAUAAUCCUAUUGAGCUCCCAACGUUUUUUGGUUCUGCUAAGUUGUAGACUCCUUGAAAGUAG